CGACGGCCGGGAUUUCCCAUCGAAAAUGACGCGAGAGCAGUUUUGAGGUUAUUCCCCGCGAUUUUUCCUAGUGCAGGACUUACCAUGUUGUGCGAGCUGAGGGAGCAUGUGGAAUUCCGUGGAGUAUGAGAAGGAAAAUUCCGCCGGUAAUUGUUGGUUGGAUACCAUCGUGAACGCGUACAGGAAAUACAAGAGGCGGCUGUUCGGGGAUUCCAGGAAAGAUAAAUUAUUAGAUUACACCGUACGUCCUAAUUAUAAACUAGUCUUCGCUAAAUACAAAGACGGGUUUUACAGACCUGGAUCGCUAGUAGAUAGAAACAAAAAAUUGAGGACCUUCAACGUGUACUUCUACCACACGAAGAAGUGCCUCAGCGUCCAGCCGAGGAACAUCGUCCUGAAGCACGACAACCUGCUGGAGCGGCGGGUGUGCUUCACGUGGGGCGGCCACAGCAAGCAGGGCACGGUGUUCGGCAACGACUCGCCCGCCAACGGGGGCUUUCCCUCCACCUUUUUCAUCAAAGGCAAGCGGAAGCCGAAGUGGUACAAGGUGAAUUUCAAGCACGUGUUCCUGUCGAAGAAGCAGGUGGUCAGGAUGCACGUCCGCGACGCGGGGAAGCGCGGUUUCGCUAAAUGUAAGGUUUGUAGGAUCGGGUAGUUUGUGUGUGUUGGGUAAAUAAAGGAUGUAUCGAGC
Messenger RNA from Phyllotreta striolata, 691 nucleotides. The record is from the annotation of a GenBank genome assembly. Lineage: Eukaryota; Metazoa; Arthropoda; Insecta; Coleoptera; Chrysomelidae.